CGCCGCCCGCACCCCACAAAAAAUGGGGUGGGGGUGUCCGGGGGAGGGGGAAAGAAAUGCUUUGGGUCGUGUCUCUGCCUCUCUCUCUCUCUCUCCCUCUUUGAGACCUAAAAAUCCUGACAAGUGAAACUUAAAGGUGUUUACCUUGUCAUCAGCAUGUAAGCUAAUUAUCUCGGGCAAGAUGUAGGCUUCUAUUGUCUUGUUGCUUUAGCGCUUACGCCCCGCCUCUGGUGGCUGCCUAAAACCUGGCGCCGGGCUAAAACAAACGCGAGGCAGCCCCCGAGCCUCCACUCAAGCCAAUUAAGGCGGACUCGGUCCACUCGGUUACGUGUACAUCCAACAAGAUCGGCGUUAAGGUAACACCAGAAUAUUUGGCAAAGGGAGAAAAAAAAAGCAGCGAGGCUUCGCCUUCCCCCUCUCCCUUUUUUUUCCUCCUCUUCCUUCCUCCUCCAGCCGCCGCCGAAUCAUGUCGAUGAGUCCAAAGCACACGACUCCGUUCUCAGUGUCUGACAUCUUGAGUCCCCUGGAGGAAAGCUACAAGAAAGUGGGCAUGGAGGGCGGCGGCCUCGGGGCUCCGCUGGCGGCUUACAGGCAGGGCCAGGCGGCUCCGCCGGCCGCGGCCAUGCAGCAGCACGCCGUGGGGCACCACGGCGCCGUCACCGCCGCCUACCACAUGACGGCGGCAGGGGUGCCCCAGCUCUCGCACUCCGCCGUGGGGGGCUACUGCAACGGCAACCUGGGCAACAUGAGUGAGCUGCCGCCGUACCAGGACACCAUGCGGAACAGCGCCUCGGGCCCCGGAUGGUACGGCGCCAACCCAGACCCGCGCUUCCCCGCCAUCACCCGCUUCAUGGGCCCGGCGAGCGGCAUGAACAUGAGCGGCAUGGGCGGCCUGGGCUCGCUGGGGGACGUGAGCAAGAACAUGGCCCCGCUGCCAAGCGCACCACGCCGGAAGCGCCGGGUGCUCUUCUCCCAGGCUCAGGUGUACGAGCUGGAGCGACGCUUCAAGCAACAGAAGUACCUGUCGGCGCCCGAGCGGGAGCACCUGGCCAGCAUGAUCCACCUGACACCCACGCAGGUCAAGAUCUGGUUCCAGAACCACCGCUACAAGAUGAAGCGCCAAGCCAAGGACAAGGCGGCACAGCAGCAACUACAGCAGGACAGCGGCGGCGGCGGCGGGGGCGCCGGGUGCCCGCAGCAGCAGCAAGCGCAGCAGCAGUCGCCGCGCCGCGUGGCAGUGCCGGUCCUGGUGAAAGACGGCAAACCCUGCCAGGCAGGAGCCCCCGCACCUGGUGCCGGCAGCCUUCAAGGCCACGCGCAACAGCAGGCGCAGCAGCAGGCGCAGGCUGCUCAGGCGGCCGCGGCGGCUAUCUCAGUGGGCAGCGGUGGCCCUGGCCUGGGUGCACACCCGGGCCACCAGCCGGGCAGCGCAGGCCAGUCUCCGGACCUGGCACACCACGCCGCCAGCCCCGCGGCGCUUCAGGGCCAGGUCUCCAGCCUGUCCCACCUGAACUCCUCGGGCUCGGACUAUGGCACCAUGUCUUGCUCCACCUUGCUAUAUGGUCGGACCUGGUGAGAGGACACCGGGCCAGGCCGGGCCCAGCGCGCUGCCUCAUCGCUUCCCCUCCUGCCGGUCACACAAUCACCAACUACCCGCCGCUCCCUGCGCUUCGACUUUUCUUAAUAAUCUGUCCCGUUUAGACCGAGGGGAAAAAAACACAAAAGCCAAACUGCUGGACGUCUUUUUUUUUUUUUUCUA
Messenger RNA from Lynx canadensis (Canada lynx), 1759 nucleotides. It is a transcript of the gene NKX2-1, whose product is annotated as NK2 homeobox 1. Gene Ontology annotation, biological process: cell differentiation; regulation of transcription by RNA polymerase II. Lineage: Eukaryota; Metazoa; Chordata; Mammalia; Carnivora; Felidae. Gene Ontology annotation, cellular component: nucleus. The transcript is spliced from 2 exons. The record is from RefSeq and is a predicted model, not a curated record. Gene Ontology annotation, molecular function: DNA-binding transcription factor activity, RNA polymerase II-specific; RNA polymerase II cis-regulatory region sequence-specific DNA binding. The coding region runs from base 467 to 1576 and encodes 369 amino acids.